Coffea eugenioides is the source of this 1867-nucleotide messenger RNA. RefSeq names its product high mobility group B protein 13-like. The record is from RefSeq and is a predicted model, not a curated record. Lineage: Eukaryota; Viridiplantae; Streptophyta; Magnoliopsida; Gentianales; Rubiaceae. The coding region runs from base 70 to 1557 and encodes 495 amino acids. Gene Ontology annotation, molecular function: DNA binding. The transcript has 9 exons.
CACACUCACUGUUAGCAACGUCUCUCUCUUUCUGUCUCUCUGUCUCUCUCUCUCUCUCUGAAACCAUCCAUGGCUGCAAUUGCAGAGAUGCCUCUUGUUUCUGAACCGGCUCCCACGAAGAAAGGGAGAUCCAGAAGAGCACUAAAGCAGAAAACCCCAUCGUCCAGCGAGGCCAACAUUGUGGCCGGAACUGUCCCUCAGCCAUCUCCGGUUGCGCCACCAUCUGAGAACUGUCCCACCAAAGAGAACCAUAAAAGCCUCUCCUCACAGCUUUCGCCCCAGAAAAAAUCAAAGAGAGGGGCUUCAAAGGCUUCCAAGCAACAACCAGAACUGUCCUUUGAGAAAGAAUUGCUGGAAAUGCAGGAAAGGUUUGAGAAACUGAGGCUUGAGAAACAGCAGACUGAGGAGCUCUUGAAGGUUAAAGAAGAAGCCCUGAAACAAAAUGAGGAAGAGAAGGAGAAGCUGCAUGUCGAACUCAAGAAGCUACAGAAAGUCAAGGAGUUUAAACCCACCAUGACCUUACCCAUGUUGCAAGCUUUGAAAGACAAUGAUCAAGAAAAGAAAGGGAAGAAGAAGGCGGAUCCUGCGACAAAGAGACCAUCUCCUCCUUACGCCUUGUGGUGCAAAGAUCAGUGGAAUGAGGUGAAAAAAGCAAAUCCGGAAGCAGAUUUCAAGGAAAUAUCAACUCUGUUGGGGGCAAAAUGGAAGACACUCAGCACAGAGGAGAAGAAACCUUACGAGGAGAGGUACCAAGAGGAGAAGGAAGCUUACUUGAAAAUUGUUGGAAUUGAGAAACGCGAGCACGAAGCAAUGAAGCUUUUGGAGGAAGAGCAAAAACAGAAGACUGCCAUGGAGUUGCUUGAACAAUACAUGCAGUUCAAACAGGAAGCAGAGAAAGAAAAUAAGAAGACUAACAAGCAAGAAAAAGAUCCUUUAAAACCAAAGCAACCACUCACGGCUUUCUUCUUGUACUCGAAUGAGCGACGCGCAACUUUGCUUGCAGAGAACAAAAAUGUGUUGGAGGUGGCAAAGGUCUUAGGUGAAGAAUGGAAGAACAUGACGGAGAAGCAGAGAGCACCUUAUGAGAAGAUUGCAAACAAGAACAAGGAGCAGUAUUUGCUUGAAAUUGAGCUCUACAAGCAGAGGAAAGAGGAAGAAGCUGCUUAUCUCAAAAAGGAAGAGGAAGAGCUGAUGAAACUUCAAAAGCAGGAAGCGUUGCAAUUGCUCAAGAAGAAAGAGAAAGCUGAGAACAUUAUUAAGAAAACAAAAGAGAAGCGCCAAAAGAAGAAGGAAGAGAAGGAUGUUGAUCCUAACAAGCCAAAGAAGCCAGCAUCUUCAUUCCUCCUAUUCAGCAAAGAGGCCAGGAAGACUUUGUCCGAAGAAAGGCCUGGGAUCAACAAUUCCACCCUUAAUGCCCUCAUUUCGGUUAAGUGGAAGGAACUAAGUGAGGAAGAGAAACAAGUUUGGAAUGAGAAAGCUGCAAAAGCUAUGGAGGCAUACAAGAAGGAGGUGGAAGAAUACAACAAAAAAUUGGUGGCAGAGAACCAGAAAAACUAGAACACAGACAGUCUGUGAGACAUAGAUAGUGUUGGUGCUGGUGUUCAACUUGUUCUGUUGAACAUCUUAGAUGCAUGCUAAUUGUUUCUUCUUCAAAUGUAUGUGUCUUUAGACUUUAAUGGGUAAUGGGUGCAGUCUGUGAGAUAUUUGUGCUUUUGGGAAAUGUUUUCAACUGCUGACAAUUGAACAAUCAGGUAGGAGGAGAAGUAUGGUAGUGUUGGGUGGGUAAUCUAUGAGAUACUUGUGCUUUUAGGAAAUGUUUUCAAUUGCUGACAAUCAAAUGAAUGCUAGUACAAAUUUGGUUGUGUCA